UCAACUUCCGGUUGUAAGUGAAUCACCGACGCAAGAUUUGACAGGGAAACACCUUCUUGUUGUUUAUUUCAUUUUCAGCAAAAAUCAUGGAUUGAGUUUGCUGGAUUUCAAUUUAACAUAUUGCAUCUAACACACAGAUAUGUCAGAAGACAAGAUUGAUGCUCUGUCCAUCACUGAUGAUGAGGGUGAAGAUUCAGAAGAAGAUCUAAGAAACUUUGAGAAGAAGGGUGUGCUUAGCAAGUGGACAAACUACUUGCAUGGUUGGCAAGACCGAUAUAUUGUCUUAAAAGAUGGAACUCUUAGUUACUACAAGUCCGAAAAUGAUCUAGCAUUUGGAUGCAGAGGAGCGGUCAGCUUGACACGAGCAUCAGUAACGCCACAUCAGUUUGAUGAGUGCCGCUUUGAUGUCGCUGUCAACGACUCAGUAUGGUAUCUGAGAGCAGAGAGUGAGGAUGAACGUCAAGUAUGGAUAGAUGUAAUAGACAACCACAGACAGACUGAGUCGGGAUAUGGUAGUGAAAGUAACCUCCGUAGGCAUGGAUCACUUAUUUCCCUUACAUCAGGGACUAGUAUGUCAACAGCAUCAACCUCAUCGUUCAAGCGAGGACGAGGUCUUCGUGAGAAGUUGAUGGAGAUGGAAACAUUCCGAGAUAUUCUCUGUCGUCAGAUAGAAACUCUUCAGAGCUAUUUUGAUAGUUGUGCUUCAGCAGUUGCCCAUGGAACAGUCAAUGAUUUAACAGAAGAUGACAUAGGAGACCCAGAUGACCUUGACCAUGGGGAUGUCCAUCAACAGUCAGGGGUCAGCUACCCUGGACAUUCUGCCAAAGAUUUAGCAUCAAUAUUACAGCAGCAUGGAGCGCACUCUGUGGAUUUUAAAGGCGAGUCUUUCACUUUCAAGGCAACAACAGCAGGUAUUAUAGCAACACUGUCUCACUGUAUAGAGCUCAUGUCACAGAGGGAAGAUGCAUGGAGAAAGAAAUUAGAGAAGGAAGUAGACCGAAGAAAGAAAUAUGAAGAUGCAUACAAAACAUUGUUAGAGCAACAUAACAAACAACAACAAAAUGCCUCAAGACUAGCCGGACCUGACUUCGAGGAAGGUCCUCACUCAGUGAUUAAAGAGGAUGAAUUCUUUGAUGCUAUUGAUGCAUCACUUGAUAAAUUGGAGAAGGAAGAGGAGGAUAAACGAUUAGUACAGACAAAAGCAAGACCUCCUCCAAAGAUCCAUCUUUCUCCUGAAAACUCAUACUAUGAACAGAUCAAUAAAAUAGUAAACACACAUAUUCAUCAAUUGUACGAGAAAACAAUGGAAGGCAAAGACGUGUGGGAAUGUAUAGCAGAAGAUGGCGAGCUCAAGGUUUAUAAACGGGAGCUGGAAGUUGACGGUGUUGUCCUCGAUCCAUUGAAGGCUGUUCACACAGUAACGGAUAGCAUUGAGGAGGUAUUAACUAGGUCAGAUACGGUUGCAUUACGUUCAACCAGUACAUACGAGGGUAUUACAGGCCACGAGGUUUGUCGUCAUUUCUGGGAUAUCAAAUACAGAAUGGACUGGGAAGCUACCCUAGAUAGUAGCAACGUUGUGGACUGGCUAUCUGAUGACACAUUUAUAUGUCAUAAUAUCAUAAAACGUGUAUGGCCGGCGUCUCAGCGCGAUGCUCUGUUCUGGACUCACAUUAGACACGUGCAGGGCGAGACUGAUGAGGAACCAGAUUUAUGGAUAGUUGUCAAUUAUUCCACGAACCUUGAUAGCAUACCAUCCAAUAAAUACGUACGUGUAACAAUGAAUGUUGCAAUGGUUUGUCAAACUAUUAUUGAACCACCAGUUGAAGGUGAAAUAACCAGGGACAAUAUUAAAUGUAAAAUUUCCUAUACUGCUGAAGUUAAUCCAGGAGGCUGGGCGCCAGCUUCUGUUCUUCGUGCCGUCUACAAGAGGGAGUACCCAAAAUUUCUGAAAAGAUUUACCUCUUAUGUUAGAGAUGCUACAAAAGAUAAAGAAAUUUUGUUUUGAACUGUUAGUUUCUUGUUUUAGUUCAUAAUCUAUAAUUAACUGUACCAUGCAAACGUAGAAGUUGUGAAGAACCAGUCUAAUGGCAGGAAGUGGAAAGAGAAUGAAAGUGAGGCUCGCCUAUUCCCUGUUUCUGGGCCUGAAGCUAAAUCAUUACUGAAUCAGGCCAGGUACCACAGACUUUAGAAGUACAGCUUUACAAAACUGUGUGCGUAAGUUGCUGUGAUGGUCAGUCCUGCUGAAUGUAAACUGAAUUUUUUUUUUAUAAUUUUCAGUUUAGAGGUACUUAUUAAAAUGAAAAAUAUUCAGUAUCUUUAGAUACAACAGAAUAUAACAGAAAGUGGAAAUCUGACAUUGGUAAAUAACAGAAGAUGAGAAAUACAGUUUGAAAUACUUGUACAAACAUACUAUUCUGUAGAAUUUUAUUGUUUGAGUAAAUGAACAAGGCUCUUCAGCUUUCAUGGUCAGAUAUGCAGCGGUAAAUUUAAGAGUUCAUAUGAGCAGGAAUUAAAUAUGCAAGCAUCUGUAUGAUGUACUAAAUAUUUUGUAAAAAGGAAACGUCACAGAAAAGUCAAUGUUACUUUUAGAAAGAUAAAUACGUUGAAAGUUUGCAAAUUUGAAGUCAAGUUGUAAUGAAUCUUAAGUUAUGAGAAACAAAAUUUGAUGUAAUAUUUGUCUCUCACUGACUGGCAGUUGUAAGAAAACAACUUUUAACUAAGUAGAUAUUUAACAGACUUUUUUCACCCCCCAAAAAUGGUCAAGAAGAUAUUUUAAUAAUUAAAUAUUUCAUUAUUUUUAAAUGUCAGACAUGAUUUAUUAUUAAAGUGUUUAAUGGACCAGUGAUAUUUUUUUAGCUGCAAAGCAGGGAAAGAUAGAAUUUUAUAAAAUUUGUGUUUUUUUCUGUCGUCCUUGGUGAAGAAUCAAAUUCUUUGUUCUUAUUUAUUUAUGACAAUAUGCGACACUGGAUUAAACUUACUUUUUGCUAAAGCAAAUCAAUGUUAAACAGUUGUGUACUGUUAUUACUCAUGCUGUUUAGACCAGUUCUAUUUUUGACCAGGAAUUUGAUGUUGAAACUUUCUUGUCAAGUGAUGAUAAUUAUUGCUUUUAACGUUAAUGCAAUUUAGAAAGGUUGUCAUGGACAUAAUCCAAGAGAGUAUCACACAACAAUUGAAAACUAAGGCUUUUUUUAAAAAAAAAGAAUAUAUUGUAAAUCAGUAAAGGGAAGUAAUGUUUUAAAUAGUUAACCUAACUUUCUGACAGUUUGCAAUGCUUACUAGAAUAUUUAACUAAAACUUUCCUGACCAGCAAACUGUUUUAAUGUAUAUGUCAAACAAUGCAAUAUAAAAAUUGUGUGCAGUAUUUAUUAAAGCUUUAAUGCUGUGUGUAUGCAGUCUAUAUUCAGUUAUGUAUUAAUUUAAUCAUUUACCUUUAGCCUGCUGUUGGCAAGUGAUUUUGCCAACAGCGAUUUUAGCUGAUAAUGCUCUGCAUUGGUUGCUAUUCAGUCAGUAAAUUUUCCAAUAAAACCCCUUUGCAUAAAAAGUGGUACAGCCAAAAUUUAUGUGAUGGACCAGUCCAUUUGAGAAAUUUAGCAGGGUGAAGGUAAAUGAUGAAAUGCUUUAUAUGGUUUGGAGUUCAGUUCUGCUUCUUAUAAACAUUUUGAAAGGAUCAUUGGAAUUACCAAAAUUAUAAGAAAGAAAAAAAAGACAGUUUAUUCUAAGAUUGAAUAUGAACGUAGCAAGUUGUAUUUAUAUUAUCUAGGGGAUCUCUUUUUAUUUGUUUUGUAGUUUUUAUGUCGGGGGGGAAAUUUUGAUAGCUAACAUUGGGAGUAAAUUUGAUAAACUGAUACUAAUAUACGGUACUUUUUUUUCAACUUUUCUUGGUAGAUGAACUUUCAGUUUCUGUUUAAGAUUGCAAAACUAUUUGAUGUGAUUUGAAGUUGAUUGAAGAAUCUUUGAUAUAUUUCUAACUUUUGUUAAAGUAAUUUUUGUUUUUACUAAUAAACUAGUCACAUUUUCAUCAUGUUUAAUUGGAAAAAGCUCUAGCAUAAUAAAAGCCGGCUGAGGGUAUAUGAAUUUAAAAUUUCAAGGGUUUAAUGCAAUACUGUCAUAUGAACUGAUAUUAAAUACAGAAGGGCUUAUAACAGUUUUGCAUUCAACCCUUGUACUGUAAUACAGUAACUUAAACUAAUUAAAGAAGAGGGAAAUUGAAGUACAGUAGUAUAUAUAUAAGAAAAAUGUCUUGUUUCCUGAGGGAGAGAGGUUUGGGUGGUGGGGCAGUGACCCCAGUCUCAGCAGUCCCUCACUACGGUACCAGUACUUGUCAAGGAAACAAAAGCCCAGUCAACAUAGAUUUAAAGAACUUUCUCCACAAUUCAUGUAAAAUGAUAAAAGUCUAAACUUACAUAAUGAAAGUCUGUGUAUGAGUUAUCCUCUGCAUUGGUUAUACAAUGCUGAGAAGCAUAUUGUUGUAAGUCUGUGAAAAUAGUGGGAUGUUUUGUUGUAAAAUGUGGGAUCUGUCUACGAAAAAUGUGAUAUACAUGUACAUUAUCAUUUAACUUGAACUGUAUAAAAAUGUAUAUUUAAUUCUGUUCACGGUCUACGUCAUAAUGAACUGUUUUAGUAUGUUAAAUGUUUAUAUCUGUUCAUUUAUAUUGAUUUUAUUAGUCAGUUUUAUAAAUCUAAAAGAGAGGGUGUCAUUUUAACUUGUACGGAUGUUUGGCUUGCAUCCUACAAGUUUUAGGCAUUUCUGUUAGUCAAGAGACGUCACAUGUUGACCCAAUAUAUUAUACAUUGUGUUGUGGAAAUUUAUUCAAUCAAAAUGGCUACCACAUCACUAGUGUAUUCUGACUAUUAUUGAAAAACUUUAAAAAUCGAGGGGAGGGUAGUCACCACAUGCCAUUUUGGUAUCCGGACACUGGAUAUUAAUGGAUUUAAGGAAAAGCAUAUUUUCAGUUAUGUUGCAGUUAUCAACAAAUUAUAUAACUGGUAACUAACUUAUGACCGGUAUACAUAUAUAUAAUAAUAUGCAGCUAAAGUAUUACAAUUUAGAUGUUUUUCUUAAUCAAGACACACUUACUGUAAAACUCUUAUAUACCUGUUCAAAAUUUAUGGAUUUACUUGUAGAGAUAGACAGCUUAUUUCCAAGUGUAGGGUUUUUAUAUAUAUUGUAAAUCUUGUACUGUCUGAUAGUAAGAGUGUGAUAAGUUAUUGAUACAGUUAAAGGGCAUUGUUGCUUUUUAGUGAGGAAUAUAACUGUUAAGGUAGUUCUGCAUAUUUGAUAAACUCAAUUCCAUUUUAUAUGCCAACUGGUACUUACCCGGUAGUUUGAAAAAAAAAUCAAGAGUUAAAUCAAAUUCUACAUUGUUAGAAUUAGACUAAGAAUGUGCAGAACUACCUUAAUAUUGAUUUGUUUAUGCUGAUACUACACAAAAAAUAUAUUUCUAGAAUACAAAUUUACACUCAAAAGUAAUUAAACAGAAGUCAGUUAAAUGCACUCCCAGCAUUGCACAUUCUUUUGGGUGCAGAUGAAAAAAUGGCAAAAUCAUGUUUUAUUCAUUAAUGAAAAAGAUUGACAAAAUUUUGUUUUAAAUAAAACUGUUUGGCAAAAUAAACAUAACAAAAAAAAAUAAACUUCAGUUCUAGAGAAAUCAAGUUAAUUAUUCUUUAGGCUUACUGUACGUACAAAGGUAACGUUGAAGGAUAAUGUUCUAUUUCGUUAUGUAUUGAUGAAUAUUUCAAAUUCUCAGAAAAAUUUCGCAGUAAUACACAUACUUGCUUUACAAGUAUGUGAAACAAUGUGCAUUUCGUCUGUAUAACGGUAGUUACAAAAUGAAAAUAGAGAAUUUUCUAUAAAAUAAUUUUGAACUUCUCUUGAAUACUAAGAACAAUUUACUUUAUGUAUGCUGAAUUUGGAAUGUCAAAAAGGUGUAAGAUAUCAAAAUAUAUCCAUUUCCAUCAUACAUUUCAAUUUAUAUUUUUGUAUUUCUAUAAUCCUUCACAUUUUAUUUUCCUCCAUUCGAGAUACAUUUUACAGAUGUGUAAACAAUAGAUUUUUAUAGGUAAACUUGAUGUUAAUAAAUGAAUUUUAGCAGGUAAAAUCAACGUCACUAAAGUUUGGAACAUUCUUUGUUUCAAUAUUUUUUUUGGAAUGAUAAAAAUACUCCUUUGUGUCCCAAACUUCAGGUAAAAUACAGUAUGUCAUAAAUGCAAUCAAGUGUUACACAAAGAUUAAUUAAAGAUCCAACUUUUUAACAAAAACUGUUUAUGUGCCAUAGAAAAGACAUAUUGGUCUUUAGCAGUUUUACACCUACCGGUAAUCAUUCUGACAUUUAAACCGGCAUCUUUAUUCCGAAUUUUGAUAUUAGAAAAUCUGCUCCGUCCAUUUUAGUGCUGUACCUUUUUGUCUGUAUUGGUCUACAUUCUUUGUAGACUUGUUUUAGAAAUGAUGUUUUUGAGAAUUUCUUUAGAGUUUGAAUUUUGUUGGUCAAGUCAUUGACUCGCAGUCGCUUGUUCCCUUAAACAGUGGGUUUAAAACUCACUGAAAAUCGUGAGAAUGCUAGUGACUGUAGCCUGUAGAUGGUUAACAAAUACUAAAAUGUUGGUAUUUUUUAUAAAAAUUUGUUGGGAGUUGUGUAAAUUUCACACUUUUCUAGAAGUUGUCUGCCUAAUACUCUGUAAGUACUGUUAAUUAUUACCUUCCAAAGUAGUGUGAUAUCUUACUGUUACCAUUAACAUUCUUUUCAAUGUGUUAGAUGUUUUUGUACAGAAAAACAUGGAAAAUAAUAAUGGUGAAAACUUGUGAAAAAUCAGUUAUUGAUAAAGUUAUCCAAUUUACAACAUGGUUAUUAAGACUAUAUUUGAGCCGCGCCAUGGGAAAACCAACAUAGUGGGUAUGCGACCAGCAUGGAUCCAGACCAGCCUGCGCAUCCGCGCAGUCUGGUCAGGAUCCAUGCUGUUCGCUUUCAAAGUCUAUUGCCAUUAGAGAAACUGUUAGCGAACAGCAUGGAUCCUGACCAGACUGCGCGGAUGCGCAGGCUGGUCUGGAUCCAUGCAGGUCGCAAAACCACUAUGUUGAUUUUUCCAUGGCACGGCUCAUUUAUAGUCCUUUCCAUUGAUCUAAGAAAAAAUUGUAUUUACUCCUAAGCAGAGCCAAAAACACAUACUGAUCUCAAGUAGUGGCAUCAUGACAAUUUGACAUCAUAACAUUGGCCUUGUGAUACACAAUUUAAGACCAAAUCACUGGAAGCUGACCAGAUGCUGCAAAUGUUUGGAAUUUUACCAUAAAAGUGACCUUUGAAUUGUUGGAUUUUAUGAUAAAACAGUUGUUGCCUUUUAGUUUUGGUCAGUAUGAAGAUUUGGAAAAGUGAUAUCGACCUUUGACUAAAUCAUUGGUCAGCAUCAAUUUUUGCAGGUUGUUUAAUCGUCAUACUGCCCUCGGUAAAAGGCAGGGAUUGUGUAAUACUACCAAGAAAAUGUGAUCAAAGUUACUGAGAAAAUAUUGCAGAAAAAUUGGUUAUACCAUCUUGUAGAUAACAAUUUGGGUUUGUACAUUACUGACUGUUGGACAUUAAAUGAAUAGUUAUGAUCCUUUGCUUGCAUACUUAUUAACAGAUAUCUAAAAUGUUGUUUUUCAAGUAUGACAUUUCUCUUAAAGAGACACUUGCUUUUGUGCUACCUGCAGUGUAAACACAGCUAAGUUUUCUUGGUUGCUAAACAUACUUCUGAUGUCACAAGUGUAACGUAAUUUGCGGCAGCGGAGCUGUAGUGCUGUACAGACAAUUGGUUCAACAACUUAGUUAAUGAUUAGGCUACAGAUAUAUGAAAGCUGUGGUAUAUAUUGUAUGGUUUUAACUUUUCCAAAGAAUAAAUUGUGAGAUUUUGCAAUUGAAUAGAACUUAUUGUUAAGAUUUUUCAAUUAAAUCAUACAUUUGACAAAAAGAAUUGUACACUUUUGUCAAAAAAAAAAAUAUUUUUUGAAUACAAUUGGAGAUGUGCCCCUAUUAAAGCCAAAGCCGCAGAGAGUAAACUUCUCAUGUGUAAUAUUGGUUGCUGAAAAAUAGCAGUAGUUAACUACGAGGGUUAUAGCACUUUGUUGUUGUAUAUUUGGUCCAGAAGCUUCAUGUAAAUUUGUUGCAUAUUUGAGCCGUGCCACGAGAAAACCAACAUAGUGGCUUUGCGACCAGCAUCGAUGCUGUUCGCUUUCAAAGCCCAUUGCAAUUAGAGAAACAGUUAGCGAACAGCAUGGAUCCUGACCAGACUGUGGGGAUGCGCAGGCUGGUCUGGAUCCAUGCUGGUUGCAAAGCCACAAUGUUCGUUUUCCUAUGGUGCGGCUCAUGUAAAUUUGUUGCAUAUUUUUAUAUUAAUAUGACCAGACUUAGCACUGGUUAGUGUAUACAAUUAUUUAUAUACAUAUAUAUUCACAUUUGUUUAUCAUUCUUGUUUUUUCUUGUUUGUGAAAUGUAUUUUCUGCUGUAAAAUUUUCUUUGCCUGUGAAAAUUGUCAAGUCCAAAGUUUCAAGAGAGCUGGAAAUUUUCAGGAGAAAUCCAAGACGCAUGUUUCAACAGUUUUGUGUUACCUUUUUGCUAGAAAUUUUCGAAGGCAAAGCAGUUUUAAGCAGACAGUAUUUUCAUAAACUACAGGUGUAUUUUCAAAACUGAACUAAAUAAAAAUAAAUUUCUUUAAUAA
Molecule: messenger RNA, 8685 nt
Organism: Mercenaria mercenaria
Lineage: Eukaryota; Metazoa; Mollusca; Bivalvia; Venerida; Veneridae
Product: ceramide transfer protein-like
Exons: 14
Coding region: 140-2005 (621 amino acids)
Biological process (GO): ER to Golgi ceramide transport
Cellular component (GO): Golgi apparatus
Molecular function (GO): phosphatidylinositol-4-phosphate binding
Source: RefSeq, a predicted model, not a curated record